Closterium sp. NIES-65 is the source of this 657-nucleotide messenger RNA. Lineage: Eukaryota; Viridiplantae; Streptophyta; Zygnematophyceae; Desmidiales; Closteriaceae. The record is from the annotation of a GenBank genome assembly.
AUGCUCGAUUUCGCCGCCGUAGCUGACGGGGAGGAUGGGGAGGGCGGGGGAGGGGAAAAGGGGGGAGGUGGAGUGGGUGGUGAUUGGUGGGGGGGAGCAGGAUGGGGAGAGGAGGGGGGAGAGAAGGUGGGAGGAGGGAGAACGGUAUUGCGGGGAGAAGAGAAGGGCAGGCAGAGGGAAGGGGAGAGAGAAGGGGAGAGGGAAGGGGAGAGGGAAGGGGAGAGGGAAGGGGCCGAAGUGGAUCGUGGAGGAGAGGGAGAAGGCGAAGAGGAGGCGGAUGGAUGCCGUUCGCGGACGGAUGGAGUGAAACAGAGGGCGGAUUUGAAGCUGACUCACGUGAUUGUAUCGGAGAAGGACCAUAAGAAGAUCAAGAGGUUUUCUGUGCCCGAGCUGCCCAACAUGUUCCGCAACCGGGCGGAGUACGCACGCAGCAUCCGCAACCCCAUUGGGCGGGACUUCAACACAGAAGCAGCGUUCCGCUCCAUGACUCGCCCAGCGGUGAGUGUGCUUGCAGGCUGCAGGCUGAAGCUACAGGCUGCAGCUACAGGCUGCAGCUACAGGCUGCAGCUACAGGCUGCAGCUACAGGCUGCAGCUACAGGCUGCAGCUACAGGCUGCAGCUACAGGCUGCAGCUACAGGCUGCAGCUACAGGGGUGA